CAAUGGAGAGAAAUACUUUCAUCCCAUAAAACGAUGACACUGUGCACAUCUCACAUAGAACUCUCCCGAAACAUUAUAUACAGAUGGUAUCUGGUCCCAACACGACUAAAACAAAGCUUUCCAAAUACCUCUGACACCUGCUGGAGGUGCCAGAAGGAUAGAGGGGACAUGAUCCACGUAUGGUGGCACUGCCCCCAACUUAACAAAUACCGGCAGAAGUUGCAUGGGGAUCAAUCUCCCCCUCCGGCCCAAAAU
Molecule: messenger RNA, 255 nt
Organism: Pelobates cultripes (western spadefoot toad)
Lineage: Eukaryota; Metazoa; Chordata; Amphibia; Anura; Pelobatidae
Source: the annotation of a GenBank genome assembly